Messenger RNA from Acaulospora morrowiae, 136 nucleotides. Lineage: Eukaryota; Fungi; Glomeromycota; Glomeromycetes; Diversisporales; Acaulosporaceae. The record is from the annotation of a GenBank genome assembly.
AUGUCUAAUUGUAAUAUUGAGAGUGCUACAAACUUUGGCAAGAACUUCUGCAACAAAUUCUUUGCCAUUAUCACUUUGAAGAAUAGUGGGUGGUUCAAGAAUAUUGAAGACGUUUUUAAUAAGAUGCAUUGCAACG